This is a messenger RNA of Entrophospora candida, 1134 nucleotides long. The record is from the annotation of a GenBank genome assembly. NCBI's taxonomy places the organism in Eukaryota, Fungi, Glomeromycota, Glomeromycetes, Entrophosporales, Entrophosporaceae.
AUGAAAAAUGACAAUGACAUGAUGUUAUUUUUAUGCACAUUUUUAAACAUUAUAACUGUUUAUAAUGAAUUUAAUUCAAAUUUAACAGAAGAAAUUAAUGAUUUAAACGAAGUUCCAAAUUUUUCAUUAAUAUUACAUUUACUCUAUAAUAAUAGAAUGUCUCCUUUUAUGCGACCAAAAACACUUGGAUAUUGGAAUGAUGUUUUCCCUUUACUUUCAGAUAAUUACGGAAAUAAUAGUUUUAAUGUGAAUGAGAAGGCCCAUAGUCCAACAUUAAAGUUAUUAUCUGAUGUUUUUCCUCAAAUGUUGAGUGCGCUUCCAAAAAUAUGUUUUUGUGUUCCAAAACUAACUGAAGAAGAAGCAAAGUUUAUUGACAAACUCUUGAAGGCAGAAGAUGUUGAUGACAUACCAGCAGUGACAGGAGAGGAAAAAACUUUUAGAAAGCUUUUCAGUUGCAUAAAAAACGAUUUGCCUGAAGUUGAACACACGUUUCGAAAUGUUGUCCCUCUGCUUGAUGCAACAAUUGGAAAAGAUGGUUAUUUUUGGGUGAAGUAUGGUGAACAAUCACUGGCAGCAACAGCUACACGACGAAAUAAAGGGAGAGACCCAAAUGACCAUGCACGAAUUGGAUUCAAGAUUGAUGUGAUGUUUGAAUACCAGAACCUUAGCUGGACUCCAGUUAUCAGCUGUUUAGAAGUUUCUGGUGGUCUCUCACAGUGCUCACGAUCUAAAGAGUGGGAUGAUACCCUUAAACUUGGAUUAGAACUCCGGGACUUAUGGGCGAUUGCUGGAGAUCAUUUGAUGGGUGUAGAUGUAAGUAAAUUGGUAUGGUGGGGUCUUACAGUGGUUGGCCGCAAGAUCAGAGUGUAUGCUUUUGCUGCUUCUGGUGGCUUAUUUCAUUUGGUCCUAAUGUAUGAGGCUUUUCUCCCAUCUUCUCAUGAAGACCUUUAUAAUUUGAAACUUGCAUACCUUGUAUUGAAGGAAUACAAAAAGAAGUUGGAUGAAACGAAAAAUAUGAUAGAUGAACUUAGUCAGAAAAAUGUGCAACUAAUUACCAGAGAGAGGAAUUUAGAUAAAUCAAUGGGAAGUAAGUUGGUAAAGAAACCAAAAAUUGCAAACUCGCCUGAUCAGAAA